This is a messenger RNA of Salvia splendens (bonfire salvia), 1013 nucleotides long. RefSeq lists its product as uncharacterized. Bases 510 to 902 code for a protein of 130 amino acids. The record is from RefSeq and is a predicted model, not a curated record. Lineage: Eukaryota; Viridiplantae; Streptophyta; Magnoliopsida; Lamiales; Lamiaceae. The transcript is spliced from 4 exons.
AAUAAAUGUUGCAAUCUGAUAUGACUCUUCAAGUGAGUGCAUGGAUGGAUUUAGAGUUUAAUGGAUUGAGCUUAUUCUUUUAUCACGUAAUCCUUCAAAUUUGACCUAAGAAAAUAGGAACGUGUUACCAUGGUAGGGUAAAGAUUUAAAAACACGGUCACACAUGAAAGUCUGCUAAACCGUGUGAUUGAAAAAUUUAUCUACGGCUACGAGUACUACUUUUUAUGCAUAUGCAUACUAUUGCCGGUGGUAGCAAAGACCCCUCAAACUCAAAUCAUAUCGUCAAAACCCCUUGAACAGUUUUUUACUUUUCCGAUUAUACCGCGGCGAUGCUACUCCGACGAUCCCUCGCCAUCUAAGCUAAAGAGUAAUAGUAGGCGGGAAUAUUACUGAGGAUGAGAGUACUGAGUAUCUUGCUAAGAAGGCUCAAAAGAAGGUCCAACUUUUUUCCUCCCUAAUUUUGAUUUUGAAUUAUUGUAUGUAAGUUAUUGUCUUCUGAUUUCCUGGUAAUGAAAGUUGCGAAGAAAUUGAAAUUGCAGAGCAAAGAUGUCUCCGGUUAUUCGAAUGAGAAUGCUGCGCUGAACGCCUUCUUUGGCAUUAAAUCAGUUAGUUUGAACGCCUAUGUAGAAGUAACCGGAACAAGUUCAACCCGCAUUCUCGCCCUUGUAACAUCAGUAAUUGGACUGCUUAUGGAUGAUUCGUGCGGAGAAAGAAGAUUGAGAAGGAUGUGUCGCAGAGAAGAAGAGGCAGAGGGAAAGAAAGGCACUAGGGCCUCUCCAACACCUGUAACGGAAGUGGAGGCCCCAGAUGAAGAAGAGCUAGCUGGAUCAUAUUCACCACAACUAUUGCAUGGUGAUGAAGAUGAAGAUGAAGAUGCUAAGAGGACAAGGCUAUUCUGGUAAGUUGGCUUUAAUUUAUACGUAUAGUUUAUGCUUUGAUGAGUUGUAAGGAAGUUUGUGGAAAAUACUCCUUUAUGAUGCUUUUAUGAUGGAAAAUACUCCUUUGUAUUUUCA